Molecule: messenger RNA, 1801 nt
Organism: Cynoglossus semilaevis (tongue sole)
Lineage: Eukaryota; Metazoa; Chordata; Actinopteri; Pleuronectiformes; Cynoglossidae
Gene: adisspb
Product: adipose secreted signaling protein b
Exons: 6
Coding region: 147-671 (174 amino acids)
Source: RefSeq, a predicted model, not a curated record
GUCCAGAGUCUGUGUGUAACCAGCUGCUUGCGCUCCUUCUGAAGCUUUUCCACCUGCCGGAGAUAAGGACAGGGUUGCUCUGAGGUCACUGGGCUGAGAUGACAAGGCUGUGACAGUGCGUCGGAACCAGACCAAUUUCCUGUGACAUGGCUGCUGCGAAGAAGAGUUGUGCAAAGACCGGAGGCGUGCGUUUCUCAGAGCAACACCCUGCCGCCGCCGCCGCAUCACACGUUCACUUUGACGAAAAGCUGCACGAUUCCAUCGUCAUGGUUACUCCAGAGGACGAUGGCAACUUCAUGGUGAAGGUCGGUUUCCUGAAGACGCAGCAUCGAUAUGAAAUAGUCUUCACCCUGCCUGGAGUCCCGGCCCUGGGGACGGACGUGUGUCCAGCUCCUGUACCCAGUCCUCACCUGCGUAUCACUGAUAUUACACCUGCACCAGAGGGAGGUCUAAAGAUAACAUGUGAGUACAUGGCCCAUCAGGAGGGUGUUCUGUGUGAGGAGGUGCUGCUGCUGAGCGAGACCAACGAGGACGUAUGCGUCAAAGUCAAAGUUCACGCCCGGGUCAUGGAUCGCCACCACGGCACUCCAAUGCUACUGGAGGGAGUCCGCUGCAUUGGGAUGGAGCUGGAGUACGACUCCGAGCAGAGCGACUGGCAGGGAUUUGACUGAACUCCUCCAGAUCCUGAUCCUCUCUUCCCAUCUAACAUCUUCAAAUACACACAGUUGCCCCUGCAUGCUACAAUUAGAAUAUCCACCCUCACAGCAUGACGUGUGCUGAUGGUGAAAACUGUAUUUUCUUGCCCCAGCAUCAGUCGGAAUGUCAGAAAAAUUUAUGACAUGGGACAAAUGAAAAUGUUCUUUUGAGUUCUCUCCACAACAUGGAGACCUUUAUUACUUUUUACACCCGUUUACUCCUCGUACCUCUGCGUGUGUUCUUCUGGUUGAACCACCACCAGAGGGCGGCAGUGCUCUUUACAUCAGUGCAGCCUCACCCUUCCUCACUACGUUUGCUCUGAACCACUGUCGUUCUCGUCAUAUUUCUGCAGAAAAUAUAAUUAAAAUAAGUAACUUUAUUUCAAAUAACAUUUCGAAUGAAGGAACAAACAAAGGUUUUCAACCCAGAGAAAAACAUCACGACAAAGAAGCUCUUUUCAGAUGUCAGUGGCAGUUUAUUUAAUGUAUUCAUGUAAAAUCCCACAUUAAAGGUUUCAAUUUAGACUCUCUGCAUUUAACCAGGAACCUCCGCCGUGAUUAACACCACACACACACACACACACACACACACACACACACAGUUUUAAAUGUGCCUGGAAGAGUGGGUGGAGUCUGAUCCUUGAACCACGAGGCCACAGGCUGCUCCAGAGUCUUCUGUCCUCGACUUUCCAGUUCUUACUAACAUCUUGUUCUCUUGGUAAAAUGUUCUUGGGGAAACGCUGUGUGUGACGUCACGUUGGGUCUGACGUCAGUCUCUUCCGCUUCCUCUACAUCAGUGCUUGAAGAGCAGCCACCUGGUGUCACUGUCUCCGUCCUUCUUUCAACGACCCUCUCGUGUUACUCAGCAGUAGUUCGUCUGCUCUCCACUGAUUUCAGCCUUAAAGCAAAUGACUGUGUGUGACUAGUGUGUACCGUCAGGAUAAUUAGAUGUUAGCUGGUGUGUAUUCAGACAAAGUCAGGGAUGUUCUCUGUCUGUCUGUGUGGACUUGGAGUGUUGUACAGUUCACUGUGACGAUUGUCUUGUCAUUAUCUGUGACGCUUGCGUUUCUAAUAUCAACAAAUGAAUAAAAGGAAGUGUGUUUGAU